GAACUACUGGGAACCUGUCCUUCAAGUCUGUCCAAACUAGAUUCUUAAAGUUCACACCCAUUAAGCCACUUACUGUAGCUGUCACACUGAAAUACUGCCAGUCAGCUAUGGAUUAUCAGGAGCAGGUUGAUCGAAUUGUGUCCACGGCGUCGUUUGGGGACUUAGUGGAGUUUUCCUACCCCAUCGGAUACUCGCACUGGGGCGUGUAUGUUGGCGAUGGACACGUUAUUCAUUUUGCUGUUGCAGAUCAGGGCCAGAUGUUGACCACCGUACGCUCCGCCCUGCAGCACAUGUUCCCCGUGUGUGGAGACUUGCUGCUCGGUGAAACCAUGAUACGGCGGGUGCCUCUCGCCGAGGUGAACGUGCCAAAGGGCGUCAACGCCACUAUCAACAACGACCGCCACGAUUUCACGCCGUCGGCCCCGGAGGACAUGCGGCGCCGCUGCGAUGCCCUCCUCGAUCAGGUCUUCCAGUACCAUCUCUUCAACUUCAACUGUGAGCACUUCGCCACGUUCAUACGCUACGGAAAGGCCGUGUGCAACCAGAUUCCUGGGAGACGUAAGAACAAGGAGUGUUUGGACACGACUCUCGUCUUCAACGACUUUGUUGCCUUCAAGGCAAAUAAUGAGGAGUUUUGUGGAUAAAUUCAGGUUCAUGUCACGGCCACACGUUUUUGCUCUGAGUAACUGAUUGACAAAUGAGUAGAUUACAGUGGAUGUAACAACUUUGAAACCACACGUUUGUGUAUUUUGUUUGUAAAUAAUGUAAAUUCUGUGGCUCCAUUAAAGAGCAAGUGGUUGUGUGUAUAGUU
This is a messenger RNA of Betta splendens (Siamese fighting fish), 811 nucleotides long. RefSeq names its product phospholipase A and acyltransferase 2-like. Bases 108 to 644 code for a protein of 178 amino acids. The record is from RefSeq and is a predicted model, not a curated record. Gene Ontology annotation, cellular component: cytoplasm. The transcript has 4 exons. Gene Ontology annotation, molecular function: glycerophospholipid phospholipase A1 activity; A2-type glycerophospholipase activity. Gene Ontology annotation, biological process: N-acylphosphatidylethanolamine metabolic process. Lineage: Eukaryota; Metazoa; Chordata; Actinopteri; Anabantiformes; Osphronemidae.